Spirometra erinaceieuropaei is the source of this 7606-nucleotide messenger RNA. The record is from the annotation of a GenBank genome assembly. Lineage: Eukaryota; Metazoa; Platyhelminthes; Cestoda; Diphyllobothriidea; Diphyllobothriidae.
AUGUACCACGACCACUUCAAACAUUAUGAGCCUUUUGUGGGCGCCUUGAUCGCAGGCUGCGCUGUCUACUCCUCAAUCUUUGUCUGCUUUCCCCUGAGUGGGGCCCAAAUCAACCCCAUGGUCACAAUUGCUGUCGUAAUUACUCGUCGUAUGAGUAUCAUCUACCUGCCAAUGUACUGGUUGGCUCAAGUCUCCGGAGCCCUAUGUGCCCUCCAGAUUGGUCGUUCGAUGUCCCCGUUUGUAGGCAACCGGACUGAACUUGGGAUGGCGAUGCCGGGUCCUGGAGUCAGUGACUAUCAGGCACUGGUUAUGGAGAUUUUCAUCACAUUUACCAUGCUGCUGGCUAUUGUCGCCCUUCUGGACGAGCUGCGCAUUCACAACUUCCAUCCGGCUAAUAGAUUCAAUGCUUUUGUGUUACUGGUCAGCGUAUUCCUUAUGAUCGAAAUUAUUGGAGUAAGUUCAGUACUAUCCAAAUCUCCGAAUCGAUUUUUUUACGUUGAGAGUAACCUUUGGUCCGUGCCUCGUUCUCUUAAUGUUGUCUGACCCCCUCGUUCACGACAGACGCAAAGGACCUCAUUGAAAUUUUGUAGUCGAUAUGGUCAUUUUGAUUGGCCGUGAAGCUUGCUGGUUUUAGAGGAAAGACUACAUAGCUUCUGAUGACAUUAGGACGAGCGUUUUAAGCUGUCGUAAACAGCUUAAAAUUUCCAAAAUUAAGGCGAAAUUUCGAGUUCCACGUGUAUGCAUGAGUGAAGAAGAAGAAGAAGGGGCGAGUACCGGAACACUUUGUUUAUUGUCCUGAGCUUUCAGACUCGUGUAGGAGUCAAUCGUCAGAGGUAGUGGUAACAAUAGAACAAGCGACAGUUAUAGGGUGGCGCUGGUGUACAGAGCCCUGCGUAAUCACCUCCAGUCUUGCGCCGUCGGUCGAUGAUUGGCCUACAUGCCCUAUAACUGUCACCUGUUCUGUUGCUGCCACUAUCUCUGACAAUGGACUCCUGCACGAGUCUGAAAACUCAGGGCAAUAAACGAAGUGUUCUGGUGCUGGACACUUCUUCUUCACUCAGCUUAAAAUUUUCAGAAAAAUGCAAUUGGUAAAAGCGCAGUCGCAAUAACAUGAGCGUUAAGAUGCCAUCCUCAUGGGGAGCAGCGAGAUUAGUCGAAAUUCAACGCAAAAAGUGUUCUGAGCAAAUGCACGAUUGCCCGGUCAACAUUUAUGGCAUGUUCGCGAUUAUAGGCUCUGCUCUUUUACUUAUUUGCAACGAAACGGGAUUGCUUUAACAGAAACCCAUGAUGAAAGGCGUCAAAAUAGGCUGAACAACCUGAAGUUGCUGGUAUCGCGGCCGAAGAAAUAGAAAAAGUAACGUUGCCAUAAUAACAGCUCCCAUAAGCAGUGCUGGAAGGAGUAAGUCAACUUGGAAAUUAAACGCGUGUUCGCGAUACGCAUGUCCGAAUCUACUCCUAUGUACGAUUAGCAUACUUGAGUCUAUAGUGAGGGAGGGCGAUAAUUAUGCCAUGUGUCGCGGUCCUUGCAUUUCGCCCAAGUGGACAGUCUUCAUAUCCUUCACUUACAAAUGUACAGUGAGUGACCAAUCUCCUGAAAUGUUGGCUGAAAUUCCGAAAUGCGUUUUCGAUUAGGAAGGAUUACUUAGGUGUGGUUGUAAGACUGAUUAUCUUUCGGCGUAAUCCUAUAAUAUUUCGGACUCGGCAGGAUGUCGGCUUUCAAAUGCACGUCUUUUCAACUUCCUGUAGAAGUCGAGCCUGUUAAAAAAUGACUACUUAAAUAGCAUGCAUUUUCUCACUGAUUUUCGAUGGUCUUGCGAAUUAAAAUAUAUCUUAUAGAAACCAUAAACAAAAAUAAGUUUUUUUCAGCCGUUUGAUAGAGAAUUUCGUCUUCUUUUUAUUUUAUACCCAAAGAAGGAGUAAAAUUAGCUUAUAAAGUUUUCGCAUAGCAAAAUAUUUUGGAACCUGAUCAUUCGUUGCAUCGGCGCUUAGUGAUUUCAGUCUACAAGGCGCACGCGUUCAGCGUAAAGAAAAUUACAUAUUUUUCUAUGCCUAUAUCAUACAGAAUCCAUAAAAUUUUGCGAUGAAUGCGGACUAUGUUGCACACUUCGUAAGGAACUGUGGUAAACGGAAAGGUGCGAUGCUAUAUGAAUAAGCAUUGCGCGGUCUUAAAAAAUUCCAUAAUUAGAAACUUUUUAAGACCUAAUUAUACUCAUUCUUUGAGUAUAAAACAGAAAUAAGACGUAAUUCUCUAUCAAACGGCUGAAAGAAAGUUUAUUUUUGUAUAUGGUUUUUUUAAGAUAUAUCUGAAUUCUCAAGACCAUCGAAAAUCAGUGAAAAAAAUGCAUGCUAUUUAGGUAGCCAAUUUUUACCGAGUACGGUUUCUACAGGAGAUUGAAAAGCAGUGUCUUCGAAAGCUGACAUUCUAGCGAUUCCGAAAUGUUAUAGGAUUGUGCCACAAGAUAGUCAGUAUUACAACCGCGCCUAAGUAAUCCUUUCGGAAUUUCAGCCAACAUUUCAUGAGAUCGGUCACUCACUGUACUUGCCACUUAUGUCCGAAAGAUGGCUAUCACGACUAACUGUGGCUGUCCAGGCUGCCGUAGGAUGAAAGCGAAGAACAGGCUGCCCGCAAAGUUGGAAAAUGAUGACAGUUUGACUUUUGAGAAUGUAAGCCCUGCGGAGUGGACACAGCGUCCAUGGCUCGCGCGUGAAUCAGUUAAUAGUGAGACAGACCUGCGUGGCAUCCAACACACUCCCCUUGCCAGCCAUCAUGCUCCACUGGCAGGAUAAUGUCAGGCUGACUGAGGGUGGGCUCUGUCACAGUGGUUGGCACGACUAAAGGAUCCGUCUGCACGUGCCACACACGACCCCGGUCCCAAACAGCCUUCACCUUGAUUUCACGAAGGCAGCUCAGGCAUGAGAAGCACCAUUAAUUACAACUCUCAUGACAACACAGUGUGGAGUAGACGUCAGUUCGACUGGAUAUGACUCUGUGCUUGGCCCUAAUGUGAUGAAGCCACUUGUGUAUUCAAUGGGAAUGAAAGACUCAGAGGUAAACAGGAAUGACGCUACACCGAUUCCGUUCGGAGAAAGGGGCAUGGUGUUUCGGCUUUGCCUUCAAACUCUAGACGGUAGAGUGUUCGACUCAAAGUGCUCGAUGACCAACUGACAGUUUGUCGGCGAUUUCCACCAUGUGCCCCACGACAAGGUGAGAGCAGGCACGGUGGCUUGCGCGUCAUUUAGUUUAUAGUGAAUUCGGAACUGCGGAGAAUAUACCGCGCUCUCUCCUCCUCCCCCACUUGGGUGCGGUGUCAAGACGAAGUCAGGCAGACCGGAGCUGGGGAGGGCCGCAGGUAGCUGGUGCGGCCGGACCUACGCCUUAGCGUAGGGUCAGAGUGGGCAACCAUGCACACUACCUGUUUACCCAGAAGGAGCGUAUGCGCAUCAAUCGACAGGGAAGUAGGUGCAAAGACCUGGCAGCGAAAACCAGGCUGAGAGGUCCAGGGCUUGCUGAAUUAUGGCAACGAAGACGCAUACAAUCCACACCCCGUUCCAAAUACCGGAUCGUCCCAGGCUAUUUUCUGGUGUAUGACUGGCUACCGAUCGCAAGCAAGCGAGAAAUAACUGACAGGACAGCGACCUUGUGGCAAAGUGUCGAUCUUCGAUACACUUAAUUUUCAGGGAAUCCGGGUUCGAAUCCCAGGUCAUCCAAACCUUGAUUCGGGUAUUCCUGGCAGCCAAUAAGCACAUGUAGGGACUUCUUCCUGCAUUAGCAAUGCCGUUCUGCUGACUAGAACUGAUCUUUUACUUCAAAUCAUCGUUACCCCUUCUACGUUAAGGGAAAAUAUGCCCACACCGACUAAUUUAAUAAAAAUACCAAUUUUUCAGGCUCCUAUUUCUGGCGCUUGCACAAAUCCCGCAAGAAGUCUGGCAACCGCGCUGCUCAAUUUAACCUUUAAACGUCAGUGGGUGAGUUCACUUGAUUGCUUUUGUCAAUUCCCAACUGAACCGUUGAAAACUCCCUUAACUCGGAGAUGCAAUUUCGCAUUCAUAAUGUUGUUGAAUUACCAGUCCUGCUGACCUGCGUCAUUGAUUCUUGAUUAGCUAAUAACCUUAUAGUUUUCACUUGUUCUGUCACUGUCUUUAUCUCUGACGAUAGACUUCUGCACAAGUUCGGAAACUCCGAAAAGAUCCACAAAUGAUUCCGAUGCUCAAUUACUUUUUUCCUUUUCGGACCUAAAGAAAGAAGUGGUUUUUCGGAAAUUCAAAAAUAGUUAAGCCUAACCGUUAUCAGACGUAAUAAAAACAAAGGAGAAAGCGAGGUUAUCAUACUAGACCACUUGUUAAAAGAUAAGGUCGCGACUGACGGAGCAAGGAGCCCGUGGUCUGCACGUAUAAUCAACAGGUCCCAGGUUCAAGCGUCAGGGGUUGCGAAACUAAUGCUUGGGUUUUGGCUAUCCGAUGACGCCUUACCAGCCAGAAAUGGUCAUUCUUGUCUUCACUGUCUGUCGAUAAUGUUAUUCUAAUUACGUACACAUGAGAUUGUUCACCACUCUGGAACUCGAAAAGAACUUUUUAAGAUAACCCUGGAUCGAGUCAAAAUCGACGCCAGAACGGUAAAGAUUGACAGGGGGAGUUCAUACUCCCGCAAUUAGAAAAAAUUAAGAGUCUGGGCUCCUCGUCUUUCCAAAAUUUGACUUUUGAGUACCAGCAGAUUAAUCUGCUGGUGUGCACAUUACCUUGCAAGAACGUGAACAAACUGCUUAACUAAUAUACCAGUUUCCUGCCAACGAUUGACAGCAGACGAGCCACCGAAAAUUGCUGAAAGGCGGCGGUGAAUUGCCAUAGAAGCAUCCUUUCUGUCAUGCUAUAGACAACUGCGAUAAUAAUACAUCUUCAAAUACUUAAUAAAAACCAAACAAUCGCAGAACAAGUUUUGCAAUGCAACUCCAAAAAAUGCGUUUUAUACGAACCUAGACAAAGACACGCCUCUCUAACCAACGUAGACUUCUCUUAACGCUGAUAAAAAGCACUUCGAUCUGAAAUUUCUUGCUUAUUUACGACCUUUCCAGGCAUAUUGCACUCGGAUCGUUCUCUUAUAGCAAUCUAUCACGUUUCCUAUGCGUCUUGCGACAUUCGAAAACUGGAAAGUUUCAGGGGAUGCACCGUUUACCUUUUAUCCCGACAGGCAGUUUGAUCUCUACAGAAAUACAUACUUAUUUACUGAAAGACGGGCAUUCCAAAAAGUUUCAUUUGAGAGCAACAAGUCCUUUGGGAAGUGUGACAAACUGUAUUCCAUAGAUUUGCGACACUGUUUCGUCAGGUCAUCUUCAGGCGUGCGGCGAAUGUACAAAACAGUCAGACAGUUUGACCACAGUAUAGUGGCUUGCAGAUGUUGCAAAGAGUCUUGUAGAUGACCUCUUUCUCAUCUAAAUAUCUGGGCAUAUCCUUGGGGUACACAAGUUAGUUGCGUAUUGUGGACUUCGGUUUGUCUGCCACUUGAAUUUAAAGUAUCCUUUAGGUGUCUUUCAACGACUUUGGACGGGGUACUAAUGUACAGAAGUGUUCUUCAGGUUUUAGUCUAGGCACUUGAUCGGAACGAUCUAUUUCCCAGUCUUUUUCUUUUAGUCGAUGUUGUGUCAUGCACCGGCGUACAAAAUCUUUAGGGUACCUAUUUUGGUUUGAAAGAGGUUUCCGAAUGAUAAGGGAAUAUGCUCGGGGAAGGAAAGUUUCCAAUUAAAAACUUAGGCAUUUGUUAAGCUCACUGAAAUCGUUAAUACUUUGCAUGGGAUGUAAUUUGACUGACUAUGUCUAAUGUUUGAUAGGACGCGAGCACAUGAUUCAGCAAAAGAAUGAGUAAUUUUGGAACUGUGGCACCAUGCUUGCUCUUUAUUCAAAUAAACUCGUCGAAAAGCAACCUCCAGACCUAAAAUAUGACCGGAAAUGACAAAGAGGAGGUUUUUUCGAUUUACCAUAGAUCAAUGGAGACGUUGAGUCCUACGGCCCGGAUAGGAUUUUCCCGUCACCUUCGAAAAGACUCCUGAAAUAAUAACAGAUUCCGCCAAAUAAAUUAACGGUGCUUAUUCAUUGUAGUCAGUGGCUCAGCCACAGCUCAGACUUUCGGAUAUAUCCUAUCACCUUAAAAACGUUUAUUUAGAUUCUGGAAUAGGCAAGAUAAGAAAGUGCCUAGAAUAAAUACUUUAUGAUUUAAGUACGGAUGCUUUAUAGCUCUCACUAUUACUUUCUCGAUUCUCGUCCGGACAGCUUGUAAUUCUUACCGUUCACAGGAACGUAAGGAGUCUUAAUAUGUACGCAACCCUUGACUGAAGCUGCUCUUUCGUUGGACGAGAGCGCAGACCAGUAGCAAGACGGUCUGUAGGUCGUGCAUCGCUGGGACCUUUCUGGGUCAUUUCAGACUCUUGAAGGUUAUGUCAAUUCACUCCCCUUUAUCUGAGGUCUGAAUGGUGUCCUAGAUGCCACAGCCUCAAACGCGCUAAUGAUUCGGACUACCGGCAUGUCGCUGUAUGUUCUUUAUCACCGAGGCUUUCAUCCUUUCUAGUAGUACUUUUUGGAGUCUUGUCCUACGAAAAAAUGUCGCUAGCUUGGAACUGCUCGGAGAUUUGGACGGGGGUCUGCAGUCGAUCCGGCAGUUUAAGGUACAAUCUACGAGUUGCCAGUUUUUUGUUUGACAAAGGUGAAAAAUCUUCUUGAAUCUCUUAAUGAGGGCAAGGAUUCGUCUGUAUAUUUCAAAAUCAUUUACCUCUGUGAUUUUUGAAGGCCAACGACGAAUCAUUCACUUGGAACGUUCAGCCCAUAGAGUCAGGUCAUUUCAUCCCUUCCGGAGGGAGUUCAUUUGGAGACUCCCUUUGCUUCUCCUUUACUACUACUACUACUACUACUACUACUACUACUACUACUACUACUACUACUACUACUACUACUACUACUACUACUACUACUACUUCUACUCUACUAUAUUAUGGUUUUCUGUCUAGGGCAAUACCGAAGGCUCUACUCGCAUCCCCUGGUUGUUUUGUUGGACAUCUGUAGGGGUAUUACCAACCAUAUCUCCUUCCUGACUCUUUUGAUUUUAGUGUUCCCCUUAUAUUCGAGUGAAAAUUUGAGGAUUUUCUUAUCAGUUUUUAUGAUGUCCCUUUUUAGAAUGCUUUGUCUUGACUGACUAAACAUUAUAAACUACGAGACCACACGUAUAGGGACAAAAUGAAGUAUUCUAGUGACCAUAGUCGCCGCAUGCCGAGCGCGAGCUUCUAAAGCAUAAAGUUCUUCGUCCAAUGGACAACAAUGGCAAACAGGCAAACAGGGGAUCGCCGUCUAAAUAUUGCGUAUGCCUAACAGAGGUUUAGGAACCCGUCAACAGUUUGAAUGUACUGUCACAUACUGACCUGACGCAUCUCCUCCGUUAACUUUGUAGAUAUUCAUGGUGGGACCGUUAACGGGCAUGCUUCUGGCUGUCUUCGUCUACGAAUUUAUAAUUUGUCCGGAUGCGUCUUUGCAGCGAGCGAAGGCCCUGCUUUCGCCUGAACCCUUCGAUCGUAGCAAGGCCUACAGCGAGAUCGACUCAAACAAGGUUGGAGUCGCUCCGGCCUGA